Prinia subflava (tawny-flanked prinia) is the source of this 1077-nucleotide messenger RNA. RefSeq names its product transmembrane protein 52B (gene TMEM52B). Lineage: Eukaryota; Metazoa; Chordata; Aves; Passeriformes; Cisticolidae. Bases 513 to 1061 code for a protein of 182 amino acids. The record is from RefSeq and is a predicted model, not a curated record. The transcript has 5 exons.
UCUGAACUCCAUUUAAACAGGUCAGUGACAUGACCUUCAACCCACUCCCCUCAGGCUAGGGGCGGGGAGAGAAAUAAUUGGGAAUGAACAAACUCGGAGACCCUUUCUGCUCGUAGAAGGGAAGGGUCAGGCCUGCAGAGAUCUCAUGAUGCCCUUCACUGAACUAAUUAAACAUCUAAAGUAAGAACCUGUAGCCACUGCUCUUCUCCUGAUCUGACUGGAAGGCUUUAGAAAUCCCUUCAAAAGAGGAAGAGAAGCAGGCCAAGAGAGUAACAAAAAGAGACAGGCAGAAACAAUCAGGAAUUGCCAGUGACAACAAGGAAAAGAGGGAAAGCAAAAACUUGAAGGGCAGAAAGAGGUAGAGCAGGAGGAAAAGACUGGAUUCAACACACAGCACAGAAGCUGCUCCUUCUCCUGGCCACUGGACUGGUGAAGAUGAACUGAAAGUAGAAAGGACAAGAAGAGUCUGAGCAGCUUGAGACACCAAGAGGCCACAGAACCACCUUACAGGGAUGCAUAACUCAGACAUGAUCUGCCUUGUUGUAGGGAGUUUCUUAUGGUUCCCCCAAGUGAAAGGUGAGGAAGGCUGCCUCAACACUGAACUCUGUUCAGGUACAGCAUGGGACCGUCUGUGGUAUAUCUGGCUGGUGCUGGUGAUCGGGGGGCUCCUGCUCCUGUGUGGCCUGGUCUCUGUGUGCGUGAGGUGCUGCUUCCAGUGCCAUCAGACAGGGGACGAGUCGGGCCCGCAGCCCUACGAGGUCACCGUCAUCGCCUUUGACCAUGACAGCACCCUCCAGAGCACCAUCACUUCUCUCCACUCGGUGUUUGGGCCUGCUGCCAGGAGAAUAUUAGCCGUGGCACACUCCCACAAUGCUGCCCAGGGAACACCUGCCCUCUCUGCAGCAGACACCCCGCCAGUGUACGAAGAAGCUCUGCACAUGAGCAGGUUCACCGUGGCCAAGGCGGGGCAGAAGGUGCCAGACCUGGACCCAGUGCCGGAGGAAAAGCCGCAGGCGCCGGCCGAGGGCAAGGAUGCCCAGCCAGCCCUGCCAGGACACUGAUGUCUGGUUUUACUUG